Hyaloperonospora brassicae is the source of this 444-nucleotide messenger RNA. The record is from the annotation of a GenBank genome assembly. Lineage: Eukaryota; Oomycota; Peronosporomycetes; Peronosporales; Peronosporaceae.
AUGACGGCCGUGACAAUGAAAGACCUGACGGCAGAGCUCCGAGCGCUGCAGGCCAAGACGCACGUGGAGGAGCGCGACUGGCGCGACCAGUCGUGUAAGCUCUUUGAGUUCGAAGACAAGUUCCUCCGCGACACGCUACUCGAGGGCAAUAUCCUCACGGGGUGGGGGGAGCCCCGCACAGCGCCCGUGCGGUUCCGCAACGCCGGCGUGCGAAAGCGGAAGCGCGAGCGCAUGGAGGCGGCGGCCGAGCGGGCGGGGAAACCCGUGGAGCCCGUGGCGGCCACUUGGUCGCCCGAAGAGCAGCUGAAGAUCGACCGCCACCGUCUGGCCUCCUAUUCGUCCAUCCGGUCGCCUGCAGAGCCGCUGUACGCGACGUUGGCCGAGCGCGAGCGGAAGCUGAUGGACGGGAAGAGCAAAAAGAUAAAGAGAGUUGCGGCCAAGUGA